AUGAUCACAGGACGCGUAUCGGUCAGCGCUCUCAAUAAUCUCCCUGACGAACUGAUACUCCUCAUCCUGGAUCAGCUGGAUCCAGGUGACUAUUUCACGUUACGCGAUUUGAACGCGACAAGCUCGCGUUUUCGUCGUCUCACGAUAGAUCGACUCUAUCGAAGAUUUCCAGGUUGCUCCCCAGAGCAGUUCCUGCGUACCAUAACGCUGUCGCAUCCAGACGAACGCCAUGAAUUCAUGAAUUAUGUCAAGGAGGUGGUGUGGUAUCAGAACUAUUGGGAUCGACCAUCUCGACGUCGAUGCCUACCUCUAGGCGAUAGGCAUACCGUUGCCAACAUACUGAGGAGUUCUGGGGCUAUUCUGGACACUACAGAUCUCUCCACAGACUUGCCUGGACGCUUCAUAGGCUUCUCUUCCGAAUAUGAAGUUCAUUGGUGGUAUCUGGAGUUCUUCUUGUUCUCCACGCCCAAGGUUGAGAAAAUUACUAUACACGAUGCAUGGCAAUGGGAUGACCACAGUUACUGGUUCAAGAGCCUGGCUGCCAACCCAAUUCACUUCAAAAAUCUUCGAUCCAUUACCGUAUUCGGUCCUCUACGUCUGAGAAACAUUGUGCCGCUUCUGACUCUGCCUUCCAUACACGCCCUAGAUCUUACCCAAGUCGUCGAUAUGCGCCAAGAACCCGACAGGGAGUUCUCAUGGGCCCGCGACGGCGAAGACUACGUUGACCGACGAUUGGCGAGUGGUUCGUCUCUUGAACAUCUGGUUAUACGGGAGUCAGAUCUGCAUAUCCCGUCUGCAGUGGGUAUCCUUGAGAAACUUAACAAAGUCAAGAGUUUCACCUACGAACAUGUGUGUCAUGAACUUGCAUCGCAUCCCGGGAUGCAGCCGUCCAUUUUCCCGUGGGUUGGCAACUUGUGCUGGGGUCCGGAUAGCUCCCUCGAAAGUUUGCAUCUACGUAUAGAGUCGUCAGUAGUGACGCAUGAAGAGAUGACAUCGCUCUGUCACCACGUUACUGGUCCUGUACUAGCAAGGCUUCGUACUCUGAACAUCGGUCCCUGUAGUAUCAGCACUUUCAAAAGCUUGGAUCUCGCACAAUCUGAAGAUCUACCAAUUAUAGCUUCUAGGAUCGUAGCCGCAUUUCCUGACACACUCGAAGCUCUACAAAUUCAGUGGGCUUACGAGCGUGAUGGAGAACCACGGUUAAAAAUUUUCAUUGAUAUCUUACGGUACUUGGCCGAAGCCAUUGCUGGUUCAAACUCUAAAUUGAAGCACGUCUCUAUCGUUGACUGGCCAGCACUUGCAGGCUGGUUCCCUUUCCAAGACCAAGUCAUCAGUUUGAAGCGGGUAUAUGAACGCCGGGGAUUGCAAUUUGACAUAGUCUACGAAGAGAUUGAAGAUGGAGAGCCACUUACCGUCAUGGAAGACGUGGAGCCUGGUUGGGUUUGGAUCCAAAGGACGGAAUAUUUCGCGACACAUUGCAGGUUUUCCCGCCCAUCGUCUAAUCAUGGCUAG
Alternaria arborescens is the source of this 1512-nucleotide messenger RNA. RefSeq lists its product as hypothetical. The transcript has a single exon. Gene Ontology annotation, molecular function: protein binding. The record is from RefSeq and is a predicted model, not a curated record. Lineage: Eukaryota; Fungi; Ascomycota; Dothideomycetes; Pleosporales; Pleosporaceae. The coding region runs from base 1 to 1512 and encodes 503 amino acids.